Molecule: messenger RNA, 3626 nt
Organism: Eublepharis macularius
Lineage: Eukaryota; Metazoa; Chordata; Lepidosauria; Squamata; Eublepharidae
Gene: ZDHHC9
Product: zinc finger DHHC-type palmitoyltransferase 9
Exons: 11
Coding region: 471-1616 (381 amino acids)
Biological process (GO): peptidyl-L-cysteine S-palmitoylation; protein targeting to membrane
Cellular component (GO): Golgi apparatus; endoplasmic reticulum
Molecular function (GO): protein-cysteine S-palmitoyltransferase activity
Source: RefSeq, a predicted model, not a curated record
GCUGCCCCCGCCGCGCUCCCCUGGCAGCAGCCUCCGCGCCGCGCUCCCUUCCGAGGCGCUGGGUGUGUCCUCUGGAUGCACGUGGGGGCAGGUCGGGAGAGACGCGUGUCGGGCCAGACCCUGCCUCGGGUCGUCGGGAUUCCGCCCGGGGAGGCAAGGUCACGGCGGGAACAAUGGGAGGCAGCCCCGCCUGAAGGCGCGCGGGUGGCGCCCGGCUCGUGCGAGGAGGCGGCGGCGGCUUGGAGUCUCUCCCUCCGCUGUUCCGUUCCCAGUCAUUGCAGUGGAGUAGAAUCGACACACUACAACUGUAGGCAUGCUUUUGAAUGCCCCAAGAGAAAUCUGCCUUGUUACUUCCUUGAGUAUCUGCUGAUGGACUGAGGCUGGGUCUCUGAGGAUGGUGUGUACAUUCCAGUGGCUGGAGUGGAGACGGACCAUAGCUCAUCUGUCCUGCCUUCCGUGAAGGUGCAGCCAUGUCUGUGAUGAUAGCAAGAAAGAAGGUGACGCGGAAAUGGGAAAAGCUGCCAGGGAGGAAUACCUUCUGUUGUGAUGGGCGUGUCAUGAUGGCCCGUCAGAAGGGCAUCUUCUACCUGACCUUGUUCCUCAUUGUGGGAACAUGUGCCCUUUUCUUUGCAUUUGAAUGUCGCUAUCUUGCUGUCCAGCUGUCCCCAGCCAUCCCUGUCUUUGCUGUGGUCCUCUUCCUGUUUGCAAUGGCCACACUUUUGCGGACAAGCUUCAGCGAUCCAGGGGUGAUUCCACGAGCCCUGCCUGAUGAGGCUGCUUUCAUCGAGCUGGAAAUUGAAGCAACCAAUGGAACUGUGCCUCCGGGCCAGCGGCCACCACCACGCAUUAAGAACUUCCAAAUCAAUAACCAGAUAGUGAAGCUGAAGUACUGCUACACGUGCAAGAUCUUCCGUCCACCCCGUGCCUCGCACUGCAGCAUUUGUGAUAACUGUGUGGAACGAUUUGAUCACCAUUGUCCCUGGGUGGGGAACUGUGUGGGGAAGAGGAACUACCGUUACUUCUACCUCUUCAUCCUCUCCUUGUCUCUUCUCACCAUCUACAUCUUCUCCUUCAACAUUGUCUACGUUACCCUGAAAUCUCUGCAGAUUGGCUUUUUGAAUACUCUGAAAGAAACCCCAGGGACAGUCCUGGAGGUUCUGAUCUGCUUCUUUACUCUGUGGUCUGUGGUGGGCUUAACAGGCUUCCACACUUUCCUGGUCGCGCUAAACCAGACAACUAACGAAGAUAUCAAGGGUUCCUGGACUGGGAAGAACCGUGUGCAGAAUCCUUAUAGCCAUGGCAACAUCGUGAAAAACUGCUGUGAGGUUUUGUGUGGACCCUUGCCUCCCAGUGUAUUGGAUAGAAGGGGUAUCUUGCAGCAAGAUAAUGCAACCCAAGAGGGCAGCAAUGGUCUGGAGCUGAAAACACAGGGAGAGAGGAGUACAGACGAACCCAGUGCUCAGGAAGCCAGCGGUGUCCCAGAAGAAGGCCAUGCCCUUUCGGAGGACAGAGCACUCCCUGUGCCAACGUGCAAAGUGCCACAAGAACCGGUGCAACAACCUGAUGUUGUGGAACAAUCCGUUCCAUCCGUGGAUCAUGGGCAGUCCACGCAUUAGCCUCUGGAGUAGACAUGAACACUGCUUUUGUUUUGGCUUACUCCGUGUGGAGCUGCAGGGGGGACGUGGAUGGGGACAGCUUGGGUGAAUGGUGGCCUUCCAGUUUCCCGUUUGACUGUUUGUUCAUCAGUGGUGAUAACCAGUAUCUACAAACUAAAACUGAAGUAUGCCAACACUCCCUUUCUAAUGGAUGCUGAGCACCCAUUGUGCUGCUGAGAGCCUCCCCCCCCCCCCCGCCCUCAAGAGGCUGCUGCUGGCUGGGGCGGGCCCUCUUCCCCUGUCUUCAGUCUCUGACACUGAGUGCCUCUCCGGCCCCAUCCCUGAUAUCGCUGAAGUGUGAAACCUGCUGGGAAGGAGCAACGACUGGCGGCAGCGUUCUGUCCCAUCUUUCCACUCGUGGCUGCAGUAUUGCCUUUUGUUUUAAUCAAGAUGACUUUGCCAGUGGAACCAGGUUGCUGGCGGGAGCAUAGCCAACCAGCUUAUAAGCAGGACCCUUCAUAAGUGUUCCCUAACUACCAGUGCCAUAUGGUAGCUGGGCGCCCCAGUGGCCCUUCGUCACAAUAGCCAGAUGGGGAUACUCAGAGUGGUGGUCUUGGCCCCCUCUUUCUAUUAUGUUGGAAAUCUAUGAUGCAGUGUGUAUUCACCCCGCCAUGUGUCUUCAUCUCUUGUCAUUUUCCUCUCUGCCCACUUCUCUCUCUUUCCUGUAUAAGUGCUUGCAUUGGCUAGCAGUUCAAACUUGGCUGCAGAAAAGAUGGUGGGGCCAUGAGGUAGCAAAGUUCCAUGGCAGCAGGAGAGCCAAGAGCUUUUAAGAUCAGGUAUCGUCAUUGUGGAAGUGUAGGAGUUGGAGGUAUGACCAGAGCCCUAUAAAUCUCAGCCCUCUGCAUUCAGUGCCAAUUGAUGCCCUUGGUAUUGCUUGGCUUUAUGGUAACUGCUCUUCUGCUAUUCUCUUGUAUCCUCCAACCCAUUCCCUGAAUUAUGAUACAGGGGACCAGCUAAAACUAGGGCUGCCUGGGAAGCCGCCUUGUUCAAGGCAGACAUGGCAGACACCACAAGUGGUGGCUAGUCAGGUUUCCUUCCAUGCCAUUUCAGGUCUUCUCACUCUUGGAGAUGAACUGCAUAGCAAAACUGCAUGGGGCUACGUUUCCUGGAUUGUGCCAUACAGACUCUUGGUGAGGAGUUACAUUUUUGCAUGUUCCCCCACAAAAGGUUCAUCAUGCAGAUGGACUCCCAACUUCCUACUUUUCCAUGACAGGGAGACUCUUUCAUAGAGGAUGAUUCAGAAAGUACUUCUCCCCCCCCCCCAGCUGCUCUCUAAAUGGCGCGGUCCAGAAAACCCCUUUAAUUCUGUACAUGCAGUUCAGCUGUUACCAAGGGCCAUUCCAUCUACCAUGAGGGGUGUAGAUUAUUCCCACUCUUCUCUCCCUGUAAAAGUUCUACCUUAGAUGCGGACUGUUGGUGAAAGAAGGGGACUGGAAAAAGCUUUUUGGCUUCCCAGAGUGCUGAACUGAAUCAAGCACACCCAAUCUCAAUAUAUUCCUACUUAUCUUAAGAGCAUUGAGAAAUCCAGCUCUGCUUGGGCCAGGGGACACACACACCCCCGCAGCCUUCCACAGUGUUGCUCUGCCUAGGUUCUCUCUCGCUGUGCGGAGGAAAGAUCAGAGAGUGUUUCCAGCACGGCCCUUCCGACUGAUGGGGGCUGCUGGUUUAGCACAGAGUGGGGUCUAUGUGACAUCAUCGUUUCUGCUACACAUGCUGAGCGCCAGGAGCAGGCAGAUGCACAUCCAGCAGUGUUCCUCUGCCUUUAUGUUGCCCUCCUUCCUGAGUCAAGGCAGAGACUUCCGCCAAUCUCCCCUGUUAACUGACCAAAUCUCACCAGUGUUGCAACAGUCUUGUUUGGGGUCUGUUUUUUAAUCUACCGUGUCAAAUUGCUCCAGGGAGCAGGAUGGUCCUGGCUGCCUUGAGGCUUCAGUGUGUUCCUCUGAUUUCAAUGAAGGCAUUGGAAUUCGUUUA